AUGGGAUUACGAGAACAUCUGGGAAUGUCUGAGGAAGACCUGAAGGCUGCUGAAGUACUUGGUGUGCUAAAGAAAUCGCAACCAAAAUAUACUAAUGCAUUAAAUGGCUCAUCGAAGAGAAGGAGAAGUAUCAGUGAUGAUACGAACGAAUCUACGAUGGAGAGUAAUAGAGCGGUCAAGCCACGCAAUAAUACCACGGGCCAUUCUGGUACUUUAUUGAAUCGAAUGGUAAACAAUGUCGUCACGUUUUAUGAUGACUUCAAUGAUAGGAGGAGGGUUGCAUCAAUUGCAAGGUUACUAGAUGAUGCAUAUGAAGAUAACUAUACUAGUUCAGAAAAUGAUAGUGACAGUGGUAGCGAUGAUGAGAACGAAGAAGAGAUAGACGCAACUAAAGAAGCACAACAGGGCUUAAACGAACUACCUCAAAAGAAGCCUGAAGAGGAGGUAAAUCAUGUUGAACAUCCAAUGACAGAUGAAUCUGGAGCUGUAAUAUUGCCACAGGAUGAAAAUGAGGAGGAAAGUGAGGAAGAAAGAGUAUCAAAAAGGAAAAUUAUCUCUGAGGCCCUUCAAACUACUAGAGAUAACUUGAAGGAAUAUAAAUUAAAUAUGUCGAUCGAGUCUAAAAAGAGACUGAUAACGUGUUUACAUCUUUUGAAGUUAGCAAACAAACAAUUAUCUGACAAAGUGAUGAAUCUGCAGGCAAUGGUGAAGGAAGAAAAAACAGUUCCACGGAGGAGACGAAGGACAUUAACUAAUUCUCACGAUAGGCAUGGUGUGAGUCGUCACAGGCGUCAAAGAGCCUCUACAAUUAGUGGUGAAAGUACCAUGAGCGUUAAAACAUCAAAUAAUGAAAAAUUGAAGACCACACAGGAUGGGGUCAGUCCCAUGGGUGAGAAACAGCCUACACAUCCUAUAAAUGCCGAGAAAUCCGAAACUAGUGAAAGUGGUAGUGGAAGUGAGACUGAUGCCGAAGAGGACUACUAUGGUGGAGAUGAAGAUGAAGAAUUUUUUGACGCAUUCGAUUCCAACGAUUUUGAUGAGAAAUCUACUGUUAUAAAGAUGGAAGUUGUUGGAACCAUUAAAAAAGUAUAUUCUUUAAUUUCAAGCUAUACUGGCGAUUCAUUACCUGAACCUGCAAGAUCUCAAGUUAGAGAAAGCUUAUUGAAUUUACCAACAAAUUGGUUUUUAACUGCCAGUAAUACAUCCGGAAAUUCAAUGGAGAAUGUUUCAUCUGCAGGUUCAUCUGAUAAUCCGAACACUAGUAUAGGAACUCCAAAAUGUCAGGAUAAAGGUAUGACCAUCGAAGAUAUAAAUAAGAAAAUCAGCCGUGCAAGGAGUUCGUCAGCUGCAAGUGGAGGUGCUGACAGUAACCUUACACCAAACGGUAAAGUCUUAAUUCUAGCAAAGGAAUCUCUUGAUAUGGUCCAGAAUGUGAUGGAUGUAGUGGACUCAACUCUAGGUAAAGCUGAAGAGUGGGUGAAACAAAAACAGGAAGUUAAAGAAAUGUUCUUAAAAUCACUCCUGGAGAAACAAAGAAUGAAGGAAUCUAUUGACAUUCCGUUGACUCGACCACAAGAAGAAUCGACGAAAGAGAAUUAA
Molecule: messenger RNA, 1599 nt
Organism: Maudiozyma barnettii
Lineage: Eukaryota; Fungi; Ascomycota; Saccharomycetes; Saccharomycetales; Saccharomycetaceae
Gene: OPI1
Product: transcriptional regulator OPI1
Exons: 1
Coding region: 1-1599 (532 amino acids)
Biological process (GO): regulation of transcription by RNA polymerase II; phospholipid biosynthetic process; endoplasmic reticulum unfolded protein response
Cellular component (GO): nucleus; endoplasmic reticulum
Molecular function (GO): transcription corepressor activity
Source: RefSeq, a predicted model, not a curated record